This is a messenger RNA of Gongylonema pulchrum, 699 nucleotides long. NCBI's taxonomy places the organism in Eukaryota, Metazoa, Nematoda, Chromadorea, Rhabditida, Gongylonematidae. The record is from the annotation of a GenBank genome assembly.
UUGUUUGCAGUGGCGUGGAAAGCCCCUAUUCUAUUCACAAAUGAGCAGUGGCAACGAGCGCUGGAAGUGAAAAGAACUGUAGAAAAUGAUGAAAAUAUCUUCCCGAAUAAACGCCUGCGGAUUUCAACUCCACCACCUACUGAUGAGGAAAUCGAAUUGAGAAGGGCGCAGAUUGGUACCUUGAAAGAUGUUCCUGUAGUGUGCUUCAGCGGUUUUACGCCUGAAGAAAAGGAUGCUUUACAAAGGGCAAAAAAUGUGCAGGAUUGCUCACAUUUGGUGGUACUGAAUCUGUGGCGAACAAUGAAACUUUUAGAAGCUGUAGCGUUGGGUAAGAAUGUUGUGGGGCCAAACUGGGUCACUGAUGGCUACCGAUGCCGCGUUAUCCCAGAUUCUCUGGAUUAUUUUGCUCGCGAUGAAGAAAACGAGAAAGUGUUUGGCUACAAUUUGAAAUACAGCGUCCUGAAAGCGCGCUAUCGGAAGCUUUUUCAGGAUGUAACGUUUUAUUUGUCUCCCAGCGUCGAGCCAUCCCAUACGCAGCUGUCCUUGUUGAUCGAACUUGCGGGUGGCACAGUUUUGAGAGAGCGGCCGCAACCCCCGUAUGUCAUACAGUGUAUUGAGACUGAAUCGCCGCUUCUUCUAGUUAGCAACGAUAGUGAUGUGCAUCUGCUUCAGUACCUCACAGAUUGCGGAAUGCGUUAG